AUGGAUCAAACCAAGCGCUCCUCUGGAGCAACUCCUUCUGUCGACGGUGAUGGACCGAAUACAAAGAAGCCUCGAUUACCAACGGCCACUGAGAUGGAAGAAAGCGCCAGCUUCUACGCUACUUAUGAAAGCCUCGCAGCAAAAGUGUGCAAAAUAUCAGCUCAGAGAAAAGGACUAUUCAAAGAUUUGCUAGAGCUUGAAAGGUCCGGAGAGCCCGUGAUGCGGGAGUUCGACAAGAUGACAGAGAUUGAGAGGGAGCGGCAGACGAUUCAACCAGCUGCAGCAGCACUCCCGCCCCGGAAGCCUCCGCCGCAAGAACAACCUCAAGCCCUUCCCACAUCCCCGUCCCAAAACAUCCCGCCCCUAAAUCAGCCUCAAGCCAUUCCCAUAUCCCCGUCCCAAAAGCCUCCGCCCCGAGCUCAGGCUCCCAAGUGGGCAGCGUUGGCACUAGCCGCGAGGGCACGCAAUGAUCUUGAGGAAUCAGGCGUCCAAGAUCGGGACGAGGCAGCGGAGCGAACCGAGCAUCCUGUUGAGGCGUGUAUCAGACGGCCCAUUAUCGAGAGAGUCAAGGAGGCGGGAGAGACCUGGAACAUGGGCGUAUAUUCUAAAGACAUCAAAACCCCUAAGUGGUUUAUGACACUGGUUGUCAAGCCCGAUAAUGAAUGGCAGAAACGGCGUGGGGACGCGUUGGAACCUUUACUCUUUGGGGAUUCGAAAUCCAACCACACCGCCCUCCAAUUGUGUCAUAACAACCUCAGUUUUGCCAAGUUCAUUGACAACAGCAUUCAUAUGAUUGAAGCUCGGGAAGACGUGGCAUUGUGCCUGGAGAGCCUUGGAAGGUUGCAAGAGGCUACGGACUUGCGAUGGAUGUCUCUGAAGGAACGGAUGGAGUUAUCCGGCACGCCUGGUAAAACGCGUGCAGCGGAGGAGCUGGCAGAGAACAUUCUUUGCUGGAACAGGGUUGAGGAGAAAGUUGUUGUGCAUCUGGAGGCGUUGAUGGCCAUCCUGAAUCUGCUCAAGAAACCCGUUCUGAUUGAUCGAUUUGCUGAGCUGAUCCCGGAUGGCGCCGAGCUCGUUUCGGAUGACAUCGAGCUCGUGGGUUCUACGCCUCCGGCGCAAGAGGACGACCAACGGCGGGACAAUGCGGAAAGGGCCCAAGAGAGUCAAGAAAAGGCCCAGGAAAUACAAGUUUUAGAUUUAAGAACGACCCGGACGACAUCCCCCGGAUCCGGAGAGUUCGAUGAUCCUUCUUAUCGCACCGUCACGAUGAGCCGCAGGCUGCGCGGGGUGAAUGCCAUGGCAUUCCUCGAAAGCAGCGUCGAUUAUGAGCACAUCAAAUCGGUACACAGCGUCUCGAUCAUGGACCUCAUCGCUCCCAAGGUGGAGAUUGCCGAGGAGAAUGAGGAUGUCCAGGACUCAGCGCCUAGCGUCUGUCUGUCCCGUUUCGAGAGCCCGCGCAUAGUUCUCGAGAUCGACACAUUUUUCUGGCUGCCUCUGACGAAUUGCCUGCGCUUCCGGAUCCACGACAAGAAGACCGACAAGGCAUGGCAGCCGUUCGUGCUCUUCUUCAGUACGACUCCGCACGACGACAGCGACAUCACUCUGCACGUCCGCAGCAUGCGCAAGAGGGCGAACAAGCUCCUGGACCCUGUCUUGGACGUUCUCUUCAGGGCGAUAUCGGACACGCCGAUUCUCGAGGACGCUACGGUCGUUCGAGGCGUAGCCUAUAAGGGCUUCCGGGACGACCAUCUGUCCGUGCAAGAUGGUAUGGUGCAGCUCUACAGGAAGAGAAUGCAGAAGGCCUGUCCGGAGCUCGUUGAAUACUUUACGAAAUAG
Messenger RNA from Klebsormidium nitens, 1836 nucleotides. NCBI's taxonomy places the organism in Eukaryota, Viridiplantae, Streptophyta, Klebsormidiophyceae, Klebsormidiales, Klebsormidiaceae. The record is from the annotation of a GenBank genome assembly.